This is a messenger RNA of Cherax quadricarinatus, 847 nucleotides long. NCBI's taxonomy places the organism in Eukaryota, Metazoa, Arthropoda, Malacostraca, Decapoda, Parastacidae. The record is from RefSeq and is a predicted model, not a curated record.
GAAACUAAUUAUUCUUUGCAGCAUUCUUCCAGGGCGAGUACAACAUAUCAGCGAGUGUAGAGAAGUGCACAAUGUACUGGAGUUUCAGUACUCCCCGCAUGUACCCGAGGCCGGAGGUGCACUGCGGCUUCUGGAACCGCACUGGUCACCUGGUCAAAGAACUGCGAGGCGGCCUUGUCUUCCACCAAGAUGUUAAUUAUGUGUGGUACGUCUACGCCCGAAACACACCUGUACAGGUAGCAGACAUCCCCCGUGGUACCAGCUUCCACUGCAGCACACAGGUGAGCAUCGCCAACUACACCAAACACACACACUUGGACGAAGACAGCAUCGCCCAGCUGCUUCAUGACAGAGUAAACGAUGAAGGGUGUCCAGCCCUGCCCACCCUGAGGAACCACAUGGAUGUAAUACUUGUCGGCUGCCGUUACAACUGUCGAGGAGAGUGUCACCAAUACAGCUCCAAGCCUGUCAUUGCCGAGUACCGGUGUGACCCUGGAUAUUGGUCGUAUUGGGAGACUAAGAACAUUGUGGUACGUCGGUGGAUUCUGCGGGUCACCUGCUACGACUCGCGACGCAUCUGGGUCUCUGAAGACGGUACCAAACCCCUGGACUUACCAUACUGCAUAUACAGUGGAUCAGCUGUAGUGUUGCCCUGCAGUGUCCAGCUCCUGGUCGUGGUUGCCAUCCUCUCCUGGUUGCUCACUUUUAUUGCUCGUCUGCACACUGGUAGGUGGAAGCCUCAUCUACAUAUUCCACAUUGGCACAUGAUAAAUUCUUCUACAUACUCCACACCGGCAGAUGGAAACCUCGUCUACUUACUCCACACUGGUAGAUGGUAACCUCGUCU